CGUUUUUCCCUCAACAGCCAAACAGUGAUGACGGAAAAUCAGAACUCGGAGAGUAAAAUCGAACAAAGACGGCGAUAAACACGGGUAAAACAACGUGCAGAAGUUGUUCAUGAGAUACCUGUUGUGCUUACUAACUGUACUAUUAGCUAGUUGUUUUCUCUUAGCCCUAGCCCUAGCGCUUAUGGUUGCGCAUUUAACACCAUUGUCAAUUGCGCGGGAGCAGUGGUCGGGACUUUGGACCUCAGCCGACUAAGAUGACUUCCAAAAUGUGACCAACAGUCAUAACUAUCUGCAGUGAAAAGGAAUGUAGAGAGAUUGUUUUCUGGUUUGAAUAAAUCUCUCAUACAAGCUGGGAUUUGUCACUUUCUGUUGAGAGACGUUUAGUGCACCGUGCAAGCAGACGGACUGGCUUUGACACAAACAACACCGCAGAGUCCUGAAAGGAAGCAGGAAUUUCGGGUUUAGGGAGAGGAUUGCUGCAGGAAGAUAUGAAGAUAAACGGAGAGCGAGUGCCUCAACUGUGCUUAACAAAGGCAGGGAGUGAAAAUAAAAAUGGAAAAAGAGGAAGGACUUGUUUGAGAUAAGGACAAAGAAGAGGGGACUGAAGGGGGGGGGGGGUAGACAUGACAAACUGUCAGAAGGGACUGGACGUGCGAGGACAUUGACAUGGAAGAGAGGUGUUAACUGCAUUCACGCCAAUCAGAGGGAAGUAUAACCAAAGAUUCUGAGUGAGAGAGAGAGAGAGAGAGAGAGAAGAUGGAGACAGGUGAAGAGGGUGGGGCUAAGUAAUUUGUGAAGGUGUGACCAACACAAACAGAAAGAAAGCCACAUUGCUGGGAAAUCUCAUGAGACAGAAACAACGAGGAAGAGAAUAAACUGGGAGAAAUUUGGCAAACUUGGGGUAUUAUAUGAGAAGAGAGGGAAUGUGAUCAAAGGAAGUAAAACUUUGGAUUAACACCCACUUCCUCGAGAUCUCAGACUGAGAGGAUGUCGUCUUUGUCUGAAGCAGAUAGUCGGUGUGCGACUGGAGACACCAUCUGUGAGAUUCGGGUGUACGAGCAGGAGGUGAUCGUGGUGCCCGUGCUGUUCCUCUUCACCUUCUUGGUGAUGCUGAUCUUCCUGCUUCUGCUGCGGUUCUGCCCGGAGAAAGUGGACCGCAUACGACCGCAGAACAUCGGCUCAGUGAUGCGACCGCAGAGGUCCAGGAGAAACCUGCAAGGAAUCGACGCGCCCCUGGGAAUUAACCCCUUAGAGCACGAGAGCAUCGCCUUGGACGUCCCCACCUACUCCACCUUCACCGCCCCCCAGCACACCCUCGCCGUCCCCCUGGAUGAGCUCGCGUACGCCAGCUUCAGAAGCAGCUCCCAGCAGCCCUCCGGCAUGCCCCCGGAGCUGCCCACGCAGAGGCUGCCGGAGUCCUUCAACCUGGUCUCCCCCCUCCCGCUCACCUUCUCCAUGAGGGAAGGGGACUCCGUGUCCCUGUACAGGGCCAGGAUGGGCCACAGGGACGUGAUUCUGAGAGUUCUCAAAGACUCGGCGAGCCCCAAAGAAAAGCAGUCCUUUUUGGGAUUUGCCUCCUUCCUGACACAGCUUGGGGCGCACCCCUUCCUCCCUGCGGUGCUGGGCGUGGUCUCACUGCGGGCGCCACUGAUCACGGUCGUGGAGGAGCUGGAGAACAGGGACCUACUGGGUUUUCUGUGGAGGUGUAGGCAGGAUCAUGUGGGCAGUGAGGCUCCAUGUGACCUAACGGAGAGGCGAAUUUUCACCAUGUCCAAUCAGGUGGCCUCUGCUCUGGACUACCUUCACAAACGGGACAUUCUCCAUGGCAACGUUGGAGCACGCAGCGUGCUGGUUAGCCGGGAGCUAACAGCCAAGCUGUGGGGAUUGGGGAACGCCUAUGCACGGAAGACCCAGGAAGCCCCUGUUGUAGAGGGGCCUUGGCAGAAAAAGUGGCAGGCCCCUGAGGUAUUGGCCCGGAGAGAAGCCACACAGGGCAGCGAUGUCUGGUCAUUUGGCAUCUUGCUGUAUGAAAUGGUGACGCUAGGAGAUGCCCCAUUCCCGGAUAUCUCAGUCAAUGAGCUGAUGCAGUAUCUCCAGAGAGGAAAGACCCUGAAGAGACCAGUCAACUGCUCCAACUCACUUUACUCAAUCAUCAAGAGUUGCUGCCAUUGGAAAGAAGCCGACCGUGCCACUUUGUCUGAGGUGAUCCGCAAGCUCCAAUCAGGAGAGAAAAGUGCCAAUGACAAAUCUGUUAUUCGAGUGCCUGAGCCAAUCAACAUUGAAAAAUACCUGCAGGAGGCGGGAUAUGGGGAAACCCACAACUACACUGUGUUCUGAUGUGCUGUUGGACUGAACAUCACGUGCAAUAGGGUGAUACUGAAGACAUGGGUGGUAGAUUGAGAUUUGUAGACUUGAACGCAGUAUCACUGUGGUAGCUAUUAUGACAGUUUACAUCUCGUUUACAAACAUUAUGUACAGUAAGAGUAAUAUAUUGCAAGUAUCGUGUCAAGAAAAAUCUGUAACUCUAAAUCAACCUUUCCCUUUGUUAUUGUAAAAUACAAUAUUAUUCUAUUAUGACACCUACAGUUAUGAGGUGGUGUCAGUGCGUCAAAGCAUUCCUGCAUUGUUGGCGUGACCAUACAUGCAGUAUUUCUGGUUUCUGGUCGUCGUGGAGAUCUGCUGAGUCAGUGCACCGGUAGAGCAAGUGAAGUGGAAUGUAUGCCACCAGGAUUACUUUGUUUGCCGAUGGAGUGAAUGCAUAACAACUCCACAGAGCAAGAGAGGCUUUGGCUUCCUGCCAAGCUAACACUGACUCCAGUACUUUUUCAGCUUGGAGAUUUUAGUCAGUAGACAUUAUGCAGGGCUAAUUCAUAGCACUUUCAGUAAGUAAAUUAUAUAUAUAUUUCUUGAUGAAAUUUGGGAGGGGUCUGUGUUUGGUGGGGCUGCAGAAGAAUAUCACAAAAACGUCAAAACCUUCUGUUACUUUCAUUUUAAAAACAAUUCACUCUACUACUUUCACUUAAAGUGCUUAUCAUAACGAUUUUAUGUUUGUUCAUGAAUGAAAGGAAGAAUUGCCAAUUUCAAAUAAAAUGCUAUUUAAUGACA
This is a messenger RNA of Anguilla rostrata (American eel), 3105 nucleotides long. RefSeq names its product serine/threonine/tyrosine kinase 1b (gene styk1b). Gene Ontology annotation, biological process: positive regulation of kinase activity; protein phosphorylation; multicellular organism development. The coding region runs from base 988 to 2337 and encodes 449 amino acids. Gene Ontology annotation, cellular component: signaling receptor complex; plasma membrane. The record is from RefSeq and is a predicted model, not a curated record. Gene Ontology annotation, molecular function: ATP binding; transmembrane receptor protein tyrosine kinase activity. The transcript has 11 exons. NCBI's taxonomy places the organism in Eukaryota, Metazoa, Chordata, Actinopteri, Anguilliformes, Anguillidae.